GUUGCUGACUAUCGCUGACGCUUUGGGAGAGAGAUCGGGAUCGGAUGACGUUGUGCAAGGGAGGAGCUUGGAUUGUCCUGCAAAAAGCAUCGCCUGGCAAACUGCAGCAGACGCCAGUAAGACAGUAAGAUGGCCUCGGCACAUGACAGAGCUGUACUCCAGGCUAUAUUCAACCCCACCACCCCCUUUGGAGACAUUCCCGGCCUAAACCAAGAGGAGGAAUUAAUUGAUGAUGACAGUGGCUUUGACAGAGAGUUGCUGAAGCAAGUGAAAGAGCUGGAGAUGCGGGGUGUCUCAGCAGCAGAGACUGGGGAUUUACAAACUGCGCUUCAGCUGUUCAGCCAGGCAAUCCAGAUCCUUCCUCAGCGAGCCUCUGCCUAUAACAACCGGGCACAGGCCCUGCGGCUGAAGGGGGACACAGCAGGAGCCCUGGGGGAUCUGGACCAAGCGAUUGCUCUGAGCGGCAGCACUGGGCGUACUGCCUGCCAGGCGCUGGUGCAACGAGGCCUUUUACAUAGACUAGCAUGCCAGAAUGAUGAAGCCAGAGCAGAUUUUGAAAAAGCAGCUGCACUUGGAAGUGAAUUUGCUCGACAACAGGCUGUGGUCCUUAAUCCAUAUUCUGCCCUGUGUAACAAAAUGCUGUCAGAGGUGAUCAACAAACUACGCAACCCUGAAACAUCUGACAUGCAGUGAUGUAAAACAUUAGGUGUUCGUCUUCUCUGAAAGUCUGAAAUCAAUAAAUUAACCUUUUUAUGAUGUUC
Messenger RNA from Pelmatolapia mariae (spotted tilapia), 761 nucleotides. It is a transcript of the gene ttc36, whose product is annotated as tetratricopeptide repeat domain 36. Gene Ontology annotation, biological process: cilium assembly. NCBI's taxonomy places the organism in Eukaryota, Metazoa, Chordata, Actinopteri, Cichliformes, Cichlidae. Gene Ontology annotation, molecular function: protein binding. The transcript is spliced from 4 exons. The record is from RefSeq and is a predicted model, not a curated record. Bases 130 to 693 code for a protein of 187 amino acids.